AUGUCCGAUAAUUAAUAAUCAUCUGAAAUUCCAGAAUAACUCAAUCUAGAUUCUACUCUUUAAUCAGAUUAACCUUAAGAAUCAAAAGUUCUCAAUACUUGGGCUAGAUCAUCAAAAGAUUUAAUUGAUAAAUAUAAAAAUAAGUUUGAUGCAUUUAAAGCCAUGGCUGUACAAAUAGGUUAUAAUGAUCCAACAUAAUAAUAAACUAAAAUCGAGAACAAAUUAGAUCAAUUUAAAAAAAUGGAGGUCAAUCCAGAAAUAAAUGAAGAUGAAAAAGUUACUUAAAAUCAAAAUGUGGUUUAACAUAAUUUAAUUAAUGAUAAACCUUUUGAAAUACCUUCUUUUAACCUUUAACAGCCUGAUUCUAAACAAAACUUAAAUGAACAGAAUGAAAUUAUACAAUAGACUGUAUAAUUUUAAGAAGAUUCUAUAAAAUUAAUCUAACCUCUUGAAAAUACAUUCAAGUAAGAAUAAUCUAUUGAUUCAAUUAAAUAUGAUAUGAAACUUAAUGAAUAAACCAAUCUUGAUUCAUUUCCGGUAAAAUAGGAAAUAUAAUCAUAAAAAAAAUUAGAUAGCUUAUUUAAUUUAGAUUUUGGAUCUAAAAAUCAAGAUAUUGUUGAAUAGAAAGCAAUUGUCAAUCAAGAGCCACCAGUUGUAGCAAAUAAUUAUAUAGAAUUAUUAGAUUAAUUUAAGAGUGCUACUACAUUAGAAGAUUUAACUGAUUUAUUCAAUCGUAGAACUCCUUUCAAAGAAAGAAGCAAUCACUAAGAUCUACCAUAAAAUAUAAUUAAUAAUGAUUAUAAUUCUACAAAUAUUAAUGUUAAUGGUGAUUAAAAUUAAAAAUAAAGAGCUAAAAAUUUGGAAAAUCUUUUAUAAUAAUUUAAAACUCCAAAUAAAUAAGAAGGUUUACUAGAAAAUGGAAGUGGUAAGAAUGGUGGUACUUAUUUAAACUCUUAAGUUCCAUAAGUUAAUAUUAAAUUAUCUAAUGGUAAAUCUCCAAAUGCAAGAUUUGGUUUUAUUUAAGCAAGUCCUUCUUCUUAAUUUAUUGGUACAUCAGGUUAGAAAACAAAAAAAGAAAAUACUUAUCUUAAUGCUAAAGUUUAAUAAACUAUGAAUUUCACAAUUGAAGUUAAGGAUAAUGUAAAACCUUAUAAAAGAAAAGAUGAAUUAUCAAAUUUUAUGGGUAAAUUAGGAUUGGGUAAAUAUGAAGCACCAAAAGUAACAAUUAACUUAGAUUAAUAAAAUGGAUAAAGUAAAUAAAUUAUUUUUAUUAUUCUUAGACGCCUUUGAUCGAUUAAAACAUUAUGUUAAUAACAUUGGACAUACAAGUGCAAAGAGAACACCAAGUUCAGGCUUAGAUGAGCUAGUCAAUGACAAAUCUUUUAAUACUUGCACUUUUAAAUAAUAAAUGAAAGCUUACAAGAAAGACAAAGGAGACAGAGGAGACAGAGGAGACAGAGGAGAUAGAGGAGAUAGAGGAGAAUCUAUAUAAAAAACAGGUGUAUCAAUAGAAAAUCCAAUGUUAUAAGACUAAUCAUUUAAAAAUUUACAUCUCAAAUUAUUACAUCAUUAAAGAGCAAAUUCUUAAGUUGGAAAAGCUGUUAGAAUAUGA
Molecule: messenger RNA, 1612 nt
Organism: Paramecium sonneborni
Lineage: Eukaryota; Ciliophora; Oligohymenophorea; Peniculida; Parameciidae
Source: the annotation of a GenBank genome assembly